Messenger RNA from Culicoides brevitarsis, 1837 nucleotides. RefSeq names its product UDP-glucosyltransferase 2-like. The record is from RefSeq and is a predicted model, not a curated record. The transcript is spliced from 6 exons. Gene Ontology annotation, molecular function: UDP-glycosyltransferase activity. Bases 112 to 1686 code for a protein of 524 amino acids. NCBI's taxonomy places the organism in Eukaryota, Metazoa, Arthropoda, Insecta, Diptera, Ceratopogonidae.
CUCAUCUAAUCAAAAUAAAUAUCAAAACAUAAACAAAAAAAAUUGAAGAAUUCUCAUACCGCUCUCAGUACGUUUAAAAUUCGGUGUGAAUUAGACGUUUUUUCGGCAAUCAUGUCGAAUUUUUUGCUAUUUUUUGUCUUCGCAAUCAGUUCAAGUCACGUAUUUUGUGCAAAUAUUUUGUACUUGAGUCCCGUUCCGACAACUAGUCAUUUUAUUUGGAAUCGCGCUUUAGUGAACGGUUUGGCAGCAAAGGGACACAAUGUAACUGUCGUUUCGAACGAUCUUGACAAAAAUGCCCCAAAAAAUGCGCAUUACAUCCACUUGGAAAAGACUUAUGAGAAUUUCGAAACUGGCGACGAGACCUUCGACUUGGUCGAAAGCAACAAUGAGGGAAUUUACGACGGAAUUAAGCUGGUGUACGAUUGGUGUCACGUCGCUUCCGUCGGAAUGUCGAUGUCGGAAGGCUUUAAAACGCUCCUGAAUUAUCCGGAUAACUUUAAAUUUGACGUCGUUGUUCACGAUUUCACUUGCGGCUCUUUUUUGUUGGGAUUUUUGGAGAAAUUUAACAAUCCCCCCGUCGUUUCGGUGACAGCUUUUAACUUUCCUCCGUAUUCCAUAGAUUUUAUUGGAGGUCACAAGCACUUUGCUUAUGUGCCUUUUUAUCUGUUACAGUACGGGAGUGACAUGAAUUUUUAUCAGCGAAUGUACAAUAUGGGAAUUCAUUUGAUGGAUAAAUAUCUUCGUCAAGUUGUGGCGAAUGAUCAGAUGACGAGUUUGAUGAGGAAAUCUUAUCCUUUUGAGUUGCCACAUGUGAAUGAGUUGGAAGCGAGGAAUGUUUUGAUGCUCGUGAAUAUCAAUCCAGCGAUAGAUUUUCCGGAACCGAUGCCUUCGAAUAUCAUUCCAGUGGGAGGUCUUCAGAUAAAAGAAAGAAAACCUCUGCCAAAGGAACAAGAAGACUUCAUCAAAGCCGGUAAAAAAGGCGCCAUUUUCUUCUCUCUCGGCACAAUGGUCCAAAGCGAAUUACUUGGCGUCGACAAAAUCCAAAUGUUCCUCGAUGCCUUUGCCCAAAUCCCUCAAUACAACUUCUUGUGGAAGCUAAAAAUGGACUCUUUGCCCAACGUUUUGCCGAAAAAUGUCAUGACAAGUCCCUGGGUUUCGCAAAAUGACGUCUUGGCACAUCCAAAUACCAAAUUAUUCUUCAGUCACGGCGGACUCUUAAGCACGCACGAAGCUUCAUGGCACGGAGUCCCGAUUUUAGGAUUGCCUUUCCACUCGGAUCAAUUCAUCAAUUUGGGAAAAGCGAAACGUCUUGGCGUCGCAGAGUUCAUCGAAUUCGGGAAAUUAAGCACCGAAUAUAUCCGAGAUAAUCUCCUAAAAAUGCUAAAUGACCCGAAAUACAUGAAAAAUACGAAAACCGUGUCAAGACGCUUCCAAGAUCAACCGGAGAAACCUUUGGAAAGAGCAGUUUGGUGGAUCGAGUAUAUCGUGCGGGAUCCAAAUCCGACACAUUUGAAGUCUCCAGUGAUGGAUUUGGGAUUUUUGGCUGCCAAUUGUUAUGAUAUUGUGAUUUUCGUUACUUUUGUAGUGAGCGUUGUUCUGUUUUUGAGCAUGAAAGUCUGUUGCAAAGUCGUGAAAUUCUUCAAAAAAGAGAAGAAAGCUGGAAAGGAAACGAAGAAAAAUCAAUAAAUCAGGGACAAUUUUUUAGAUUUUAAGUUAAAUUUUGUACCUAUUCAAUUUUUUUUGAAGAUUUUUUAUUGAAAAAGAGCAAAAUUUUAGGUAAAUCGUUAAAAAUUUAAUUUUUGGUGAGAGAAAUGAAAAAUUUACGGGUUAAUGUUGA